This is a messenger RNA of Miscanthus lutarioriparius, 1995 nucleotides long. The record is from the annotation of a GenBank genome assembly. NCBI's taxonomy places the organism in Eukaryota, Viridiplantae, Streptophyta, Magnoliopsida, Poales, Poaceae.
AUGCUAGUGGAGGACGCUUCCGGCGGCAACGUCCUCGUGUCUCCCAGCGGCAACUUAUCGUGUGGCUUCUACAAGGUGGCGACGAACGCCUACACGCUGGCCGUCUGGUUCACCCGCUCCGCGGACGCCACCCUGGCGUGGACGGCCAACCGCGACGCCCCCGUCAACGGCAGGGGCUCGCGCACCCAGUUCUGCAGGGACGGGUCGCUGGUGCUACGAGACCUCAACGGCAGCGUGGUGUGGGGCACGAACACCAGCGGCACGCAGGCCGACCGCGUGCAGCUGCUCGACACCGGCAACCUCGUCGUGGCUGACGCCGCGGGGCGCACGCUGUGGCAGAGCUUGGACUGGCCCACCGAUAGAGCAGCCCAUCACCCGUGCGACGUGCACGGUGUCUGUGGCCGCUACGGCGUGUGCGCGUACCAGCCGCUGCCGGCGCCGGGGCUGGCGCUGGCGUGCUCGUGCCCGGAGGGGUUCGUGGCCCGCGACGCCAGCGACUGGAGCAAGGGCUGCCGCCGCGAGUUCCACGUCAGGUGUGGCGAACCUGUCUAUUUCGCGGAAAUGCCCAGCUUCGACUUCAACUACACCCCCGGGGUGUCCAUGGAGACGUGCCGGAAUAUGUGCCUCGAUGACUGGAACUGCGAGGCGUUCGGCUACAGGAUGGGCGCCGGCGAGUGCUACCCUAAGAUCGCCUUGUGGAACAGCCGGGCUCCGGACAUCAGCAAGCAGAACAUCUUCCUCAAGGUCCCGGCGAGUCUCAAGGUCAAGGGCCUCAACCCGACGGUGCUGGACUUCCAUGGCCAUGCCUGCACAGUGCAGGAGCGGAACGCCAGCGUCGUCGGCUCCUCCUACUUCCAUGUCAGGGGAAACAGGAUAAAGUUCGCCUACUUCUACUCAUUCCUUGAUGUGAUCUUCGUCGUGGAGGCCAUUUUCAUCGUCGUCGGGUGCAUGUUCGUAUUCCGAGCUGACCCGACCGCUGCCAGAAGACGGGUGCACAACGAAGAAGGGUACGCGCUGCUGUUCAGCCAUUUCAGGAGGUUCACCUACGACGAGCUGUCGGACGCCACCGGCAGGUUCUCGGACAGGCUCGGAAGGGGCGCGUCAGGGACCGUGUACAGGGGCGUGCUGGAGGACGGCCGCGGCGUCGAGGUGAAGCGGCUAGACGACCUGUCGCAGGCCGACGAGGUGUUCCGGUCGGAGCUAAGCGUGAUCGGGCGGAUCAACCACAUGAACCUGGUCCGGAUGUGGGGAUUCUGCUCCGAGCACUCGAACCGGCUCUUGGUCUCCGAGUUCGUGGAGAACGGCUCGCUCGACAAGGCCCUCUUCGUCUCCGACGGCGGCGGCGGCGAGAGUGCGCUGGGGUGGCGUUCGAGGUUGAAGAUCUUUCAAGGAUGUUCAGGCUCCUCUCUAGGAUUAAUGGUGGCAUGCCUCCUGUAUCUAAAAUAUUCCAGGAGGCUCGGCAACCUGCGGAGCUGGUUGGUUUUUUAUUUUCAAGAGCUGAUUAAUAUUGACAAUGAGGAGCUUGAUCAGCGUCAGAACAAGCCUAGGAGAUACUCAGAGAUGAACUUCAGCCAGGGGCUGGCGUACCUGCACCACGAGUGCCUGGAGUGGAUCGUGCACUGCGACGUGAAGCCGGAGAACAUACUGCUGGACGCGGAGCUGGACCGACUUCGGGCUGGUGAAGCUGCUCAGCCGGGACGCGUGCGGCCGGCUGGGGAUGUCGUCUCGAGCGCAUUGCGCAGGGGGUACACAUACACCGCGCCGGAGUGGACGGCAGGCCUCCCGAUCACAGGGAAAGCUGACGUGUACAGCUUCGGCGUCGUGCUCCUAGAGCUGCUCAGGGGGCAGAGGGUCUGCGACUGGGCGGUGAAGGCGGCGGCAAUGCUGGAGCUGGCGGUUUCGUGCGUGGAUGACGAUCCCGUCUGGAGGCCAAACAUGAACGCCGUUCUGCAGAAGCUCGUGUCCCUGGAAGAUGGGUCUAUGCGUUAUGCGUGA